AUGCGAACAUUCUUAAACGAAAUAGAGGACCUUAUUAACGAAGGAGAGGUGAAGAGAAACUUUAACGAGGCGGAAGAAUUGAUGGGAAACACGUGCAGAGAGUUAAUCGAGAAAAAAGAAAAAAUCAACAACUCCCCAAUUCACGAAAAAAUAAAGUUAUUUCUCGAGGAAGUCAAUUUUAUUAAUUACGCACUUGACGAAUAUGCCAAGGAGAACCAACGUAGAAAAGAAAUUUUAGACAGGGAAAAGGAACAACUAGGUGAGCUUCCAUCCCAUGGAGAGUACUUCCCCUCCAAGGAGCAGGACGAAAUUUUGGACGAUGUAAUUUUUUGGGAAUUAGGCUUGAAGGAGACCUCCCCAGCUGUGGACAACGCCAAAAAACUGCUACUACUAAUUAGCGAGAAUUUUGAAAAAAUCGAGAACAAGGAAUUCGUACUAACCACGGAAAAGGCUCUGGACAUACGAAUCGAUGAUUUUCGGAGGAACGAAAUAAGUGCAGAUUAUUUUUCCAAGAAGAUAUGCCAGAUACAUGCGGAUACGGUGAACCAACUGGCACGUGAAGUAGAAGAGAAGGAGAAGAACGCCUUGACGAUGUGCCAGGAAAACACUUCAAAGGAUGGCUCAGAAACAAAUCCAAAUGACGAACCUUCCAAGGUGAAUUUAACUGUGGUAUCAUCCAUGGAGGAAAACCCCGCUGGAGCAGGCACAGAAGGGGGAGCACUCUCCAAUGUUUUCCUCCCUCUAAAUGAAAAGUCAGGAGAGGCAAACUGUACAGCGCACACAUCCAACCCGGAGGAAAGAAACCCCCGGCGGAAAAAUCGAAAUGAGCAGAAAAUGGUCCAUUCGAAUUUCUUCCACAAAAAAAAGAUGAAGCUCAUGGAGCGUUGGCAGAAGGUGGCCGAAGAAUCCAGGCUGAUGAAGGACUCUGACUCCAGUUGUUAA
Molecule: messenger RNA, 942 nt
Organism: Plasmodium knowlesi strain H
Lineage: Eukaryota; Apicomplexa; Aconoidasida; Haemosporida; Plasmodiidae
Product: conserved Plasmodium protein, unknown function
Exons: 6
Coding region: 1-942 (313 amino acids)
Source: RefSeq, a predicted model, not a curated record